AUGUCCUCGCAAGCUCGAAACCACACAGCCGGAGUGGGAGCUGCAGAGAGCUCUACCCCCGCCGAUCCGGUACUAGCCCAGCAGGCCCUGGCCGACACCACCGAUCUCGAGCAGACUCUACAAACAGUGAAAGGGGAGGAAGAGGAUGGGGGAAGAGGGGCGGUGGUAGUGAUGGAUGCGGCAGCGGAGAGCGAUGAACCUCCGGCAAAAAAGAAACUCCGGCGGUCGAGCGAUCCGGACAGGGCCCGCCUCCCGCAACCCACAAGAAUAGCCCCGACCCGUCCCGAGUUCAUACCGUUCACGGCACCGAACCUCUGCAAGGAGUAUGGCAUCCACUACGACAAUCUCGGCUUCGCGGGCUUUGCGGUCCGCCAGGGAUGGCGCCUACAACCGUCCGAUCCGUGUGAGGCCGCGUGCACGGAAUCGCCGGGGACGUACUGCGCAACACAUGGCAGUUUCCGAUCGCAGCUGAUCUUCCGGGCGGAUGGGGGCUUUUCUUCCAAUAGCGAGAAGGUGUGCUUCUUGCAAGCAUGGUUGUUCUUCGGCAUGCUUGGGGAGGUCUCCGCGGCGUGUGAGUUCCCCAUUGAUAUCGAAGCGGACUUUCUCGUGGACGGCGGGCAGAGCGUGUCGACGGCGGCAGUGAAUGGGCUUGCUCUCGGGUGGUUCUCUGCGCUCGGCAGGCAACAUCCUCAACGGCAGAAAGGGAACCUGGAGCGUGUACUGGCCGCCCUGCGGCAGCUCACGGUUGUACGCUCGACAUUCUUGCUGUAUCCGCGCACAGAGCAGACUCCGGGGCCGGAUCGGAAUGUUGCGGAGCCGAGAGAUUAUCGCGUGCUUUUGUCGAUUGAGGUUUUGCAGAAGGCGGUGGUGUUGUCGCUUAGCUACCAUCCUCCGGAGAUCACCAAUGAGCUUUCUGCGCCCUCUCCCGAUGGGGUGCGGGAGGAUAAGCGGUACUUGCACGGGACCCAUUUCAAUCCCGAAAAGCGAGUGAAGGAGAUCGAGAGCAAAGCGCUCGAGGCAAAGGGGUGGUGUAGAAGCCAGACCAGGCGGUUGGGCGAGCUCGACACGAGCUACCUUGUUUUUGCGAAUAGUCUGGAACGGCCUUUGCUUGCACAGGCGAAUCACGGCGAGUGUAAUGAUUUGGUCUGUAAAGCUGAUCAUGUCGGCGAUGAGGCGGGCUACAGGAGUGUGCAUUAUUCGGACUGUAGUGGCACUUGCGGCGAUCUGGUUUCGGUGGACGGCGAACAACUCGCAGCAGUGCUGAAGCGUGGAGGCAUACCGAGAAUCGCGAUCUCUGACGAUCUUCAAUUAACUGUUGUCGAUGAAGGACCAUAUGUCUGCAUCUCACACGUCUGGAUGCAUGGUAUGGGUAACCCCCAUAGCAACUCCCUUCCCCGUUGCCAACUCCUCCGGCUCCGGAGUCAGAUCUCAGCGGCAUCUCGACAUCAGUCUCCCUCCUUAUGGAUGGACACGCUCUGCAUCCCCGUGCAGCCCGAACUGAAGGAAUACCGCAAGAAAGCAAUCACCCUCCUUGGCCGUACCUUCCUGGAGGCAACAUCAAUCCUCGUCCUCGAUCGGGAGCUGGAGAAGAUACGAUCUUCGCGCACCUCCUUCCUUGAGCUCACGCUCCGAAUAGUCUGUAGUGGAUGGAUGCAGCGACUCUGGACGUACCAAGAGGCGGCGUGCGCGCUUGAGGAUCUUGCCAACCUCAACGGCCGGAUGCUAUUCUUCCAAAUGGCGGACGGAACCCUGAAUUACGACUCUCUCGCCUCCUUCGCCUACCACCUUGGUGUCGGAGACGGCCGUUUCCAACUCCAAGAGAGUGAAUUCAUCAGUGCGCACCUCUACGAGCGAGCUUACUCCGAGCUACUCCGGCGCAUACCGUCCCUCCGCGCGCUCCAAGCCGCCACCUCCUCCUUCACACUGAUCUGGAACGCGGUAGCCAGCCGGACCACCAGCAAGCUGGACGACGAGCCCUUGAUCCUCGCAAUCAUCAUGCAACUCGACGUCUCUGCUAUCCUACAGCAGCCGACAAUCCCGCAGAAAUUCCAGGCGCUCUACCAGAUGAUGGGCAAACUCUCCGCCGACGUCGUAUUCGACCCAUCGACCCGCAAACUGCUGCACGCCCCCUUCCGCUGGGCGCCAGCCUCGCUGCUCAGACACGCAAACACCCUCACCGUCACGCCGAGCCAGUGGGGCAGCUGCACGCCCAACGGGCUGAAUAUCGUCUACCCGGGGUUUCUGCUGCACGACCAGGGCGAGACCACGGUAACGGUAACAGUAACAGGCUCGUUCAUAUUCCACGACGAUUCCACAGGCGCGCGCUUCAAGGCGUUUAACAUAAUCGAUCCAGUUUCGGGGGGAAACUCACUGCAGCUAUCGCGGAGCUCGGGGAUAGUUUUCGGGAGUCUGAAUGGUGCGGCCAUCGUGGAGAUCGAGAGGGAGGAGGACGUCGACGUGUGGGAGAUGCCGGACUUGAUGGUCGGUGCUGGACUUCACCACUUUGAGACGGAGUCGGAGUCCGAGGAUACGCAGGGCCCGUGGAAAGUGCUGUAUGCUACCGUCGUCGGGUAUGUGGAUAUGGCGGGCCCCAUAGACGCCCCCGGGCAGCCGGGAUUUUCGGCAAAGGCGCUGUCGGUAUGGCAACGGUGGGUUAUUACAUGA
This is a messenger RNA of Tricharina praecox, 2664 nucleotides long. RefSeq lists its product as uncharacterized. The transcript has 3 exons. The coding region runs from base 1 to 2664 and encodes 887 amino acids. NCBI's taxonomy places the organism in Eukaryota, Fungi, Ascomycota, Pezizomycetes, Pezizales, Pyronemataceae. The record is from RefSeq and is a predicted model, not a curated record.